AUGCUAACGACCUCUCCAACCUCACCCUCUACACAACAACAACCUUUAGAGUUGAUCACUUCGGAAGACUUUCUUCCACUCUCACAGGAUGAUUUUCAUGAUGAGAAUGGAGGAGGACCAGUGCUUCAUCAUCGGUCCAAGAGAGCAUUAUCUUCUUCCUCUAUUCAUAUGGUUCAUAGUAAUAAUAUUGGACGUAAUGUUGGAGCAAAACAUGUUUUUCUCAAAUCACAAGACUAUUCACUCUUUAGAAAAUCCGAGAGAUUGGUAUGGCAAUUGAAUCAUCUUCAUGCUAAUAUUAAUCAAUUAAUAACGAAAAAUCAUGAUGGUGCUGCACAUGAGCAAGUAACCUCUUCUCCUCGUUCUUCAAUGUUGUCGACAACAACAACAGCAAAUUCACCUACUUCUCCUUCCCUAUCCAAUAAUAAUAGCAAAAACAUUCAGGUUAUUUCGGUCUCUAUCAAGACUUGUAAAGAUUUAUCUGUUAGGAAGAAUAGAUUUUUGAAAAACCAUCAACAUGUUGAUUCUCAUCAUCACCAUCAUAAUUCAUCUUCUAUGGAUGAAUCUACAACAUUUACGAGUGGAUUUAUGCACUCUUCAGAAUAUUCUAUGGAUAGAAAUUCAAUGCAAAAUUCACCAACUACAACAAUUUCUGAUGAAUCCUAUUUAAAUCAAUUUCCAUUUACUCAUGAUUCUAUUCCUAGGAGUAUGAGUAUUGAUCAAUUACAUCAAGCCACAAAUUCAAAUAUUGUGAGGAGUAUUAGUAUUGAUCAGAUUCACUAUGGAGGAAGUAAUCAACAGGGAGGUGGUGUUGUUAUUCUGCCACCAAAUUUCUAUAAUGGAAAUGAAUCAUCACCAAAGUUUAACCAAUUUCAUGGACAUCUUGAUACCAUUGAGACUGUUAGUUCGACUGCAUCAACAGAGGAAUUUACUGAGGAUUUAGGAAUAGAACUUUUACCAACUUCAUUGGUUCAUACUAUUUAUUCAAAAUACGGAAUUGUUAUUACUGUGGAUAUUAGUCCUUCUAUGCUUGCAAUUGAUACAACAACAGGAGAAGUAUUAUUCGACAGAGUAUUCAAGACAAUAUCGAAUAUUUUAACACAUUUAACACAACCAAUUAUUGUACCAAAUUAUUCGGAGGAAAUUUUACCAGAGCUUCAUGUUUCUUGUAUUGCUAUUGGAAUGGCUGGAAGACCAGUUUAUUGUCUCUUUCAAGAUUAUCAUAUUACUUCGACAAAUCUUGUGGAGGUUCUAGGAAAGGUUUAUCAAAAUUUAUGCGAAACUGAAAAUAUGGCUUCAAAUGCUCUUAGACCUUCUCUUAAAAGUCUUUCGGAGACUUCUGAUUCUAAAUUCAAUACUUACAUUUCUGAUUCGAUACUGGCUUUUGACUUUUUACCAAAAGAUGCAUGCCCAAUUUUCCUUCUCAUUAGUGAUAACGUUUUCAAUAUUUCUGAUUUGACUCCUGAAACAAUACUGAGCAUUAAUCAAAAGGAUAUUAGUUUUGCAACAAUUAAUAUCACCAAUCAAUCCCAAGGGGCUUACUUAUAUAGUUAUCUGCCUGAUUCUGAAUUGGUAGAGUCAUUUAUCGCUUGUGUGGAUGGUUACUAUAUUGAUUAUGAGUAUAUUGAAGAAGUUCCAUCAGAAAAUGAUAGAAAAAAGACUAAUGCACUCCAACAUGCAUUGCUAUUCAGGCCAACACCUGUAUUGGCAGCUGAGAAUGAGAGUUUAAUCAUUUCUGCAGGAGAAGGGAGUGUUUUCACCACACAGACCGAUAUAAAAAAGGAUGUAAAGAAGGGUUAUUGUGAAUCGGAAAUCCUUGCCUACAGUUUGAAUAUGACCAAUGUGGAUUCCAUCUUGAAAACUAGGGCAAAACAAGGUUUCAAAAUUAUGGACUUGAAAUACGCAACAAACACAGACUCUCUUACCAAGUUCAAGGCAGAAGAGGAAAAACUCGAUUACAAAUCCAUCAAAAUGAGUUUACUUUAUAGGAGAAAUAUUGAAAUUAUUUACAGAAUGCAAAUAGAAAGAACAGAUGUUCUCAAUGAAGAACAAGAUUUACAAAUGCUGUCGAGUAGUAAUUUUACUAAUUUUGCACUCACCAAACUAAAAAAUUUUAAAAUUGUGGUGACAAUCACAGCAUUUAUGCACAAAUCCAAUCAAGAAAGAUUCAAGAUGUACUUGAAAAAGAAAAAUAAGGAGUUGUCCUUCUUCAAAUCAGUGCAGGACUUUAUUCAAAAGAUCAAUAUCGAGGAUGUGCUGCUGGAGCAAUAUCAUAAUCUUGCUGACAAUUGCUCAUGCACCAACAGAACACCUAUCAGAAAGUUAGACCUUUCAAAUAUUAAUUUUGAACAUGAGAAAGACUUUUUAUUUGAUAGACAAACUUUGAUGCUCUCACCUCACAAUGACGAGCAACACUUACACAGAUCAGAUUCGAUAAUUCAAAAGAUUUUGACCCAAAUUCAAUCAGGAACAACGGAAAUUACCACUGUUCAAAAUCAUAUUUCAAUACUGAGGUCCCUUUGUGACAACAGUUGGUCUUCAACAAAAAUAUCAGACGAUUUUUACAUUUUAUUCCUCUCAGAGCAGGAUUCCACCUGUUACCUGUACGAGUCUGUAGAUGAUACUUCUCUAUUAAGCAUGGAAGAGAAGGAUAGCUGUGUUUCUUCUGGUUUUUGCCUUUUGAAACUGCUGAGUAAUUUCAAUUCACCAAUCGAGAUUCAAUUCCAAUUCUUUAAUGUUUCUUCCUUCACAAUUUCUAGAAUUAUUCGACAAUUCAAAGAAAAGAUAACAAGGACAUUCCAUCAGAAAGGAAUUUCAGCCAAUUUCUAUGUGAGUGAACACUUCCCAGAUAUUGCUUCCAGGCUGCCCAACUGUAGAGAGGAUGAAUCACAGUAUAAUCAAUCACUCUACUCUGCUCCUCCACACUAUACUUCAUAUAUGAAGCACAAAAAUUGGGUAUGGUCUGUUGGUGGCAGAUUGAAUGUUGCUGGAAUAUUGUCCUCCAUUUUCUCUCAGAGAUUUAGUGAAGGUUUCUCUUUAGUUUCUUCAAAACAAUCUAUUGUAUUUGUGAAGGAAUUGGAAAUGAUGAAAAGAAACGCCUUCAACGAUGCGGAAUAUCUUUCUAAAUUGUUGGUCUUUUAUUGUAUUCACAUCCUCAAGAAAGAAAAGAAGCUGAUUACAGAACUUUGGAUUGAGCCACAAUCAGGUUAUGUGACCCAUUCGAGUGGUGCUCUCUCUGAUUCUUCCCAAUUUUACACUGAUUUGUGUGAUAAUUGGUUUUAUAAUUUGGAUUUGCAAAUUAUUUCUCUAUUUUCAACCUUUGAAUGUGUUGUUACGGCAUGUAAAUCCGGGAAAGGAAAUAAUAACAAUAUUGCCGUAUUCCAAGCUGAAAAGAAUAAUCUUCCGACCCCUUUCAACCUAAAGGGUAUUGUUGAUAGAUCUGAGAAGCAAGACCUUCAAUUCAAGGUCUUUAAAAUUUCAAGUGAAUCAGAGUCGGAAUUAUGCAAGAAGAAUAAUAUUUUACUCUAUGACAGACUCAUCAAAUUCCUUAGUAAUAUCAAUGAUGUGGAAUUGAACAUUGAUAGGAUUCCACUCAAUUUAAAUACCAAAUCAAGAUGUUUUGCAAGAGUGUUUGAAACUGUUGGCUCUGAAAGACAAAAGGACUUUAUUUUAACAAUCGUUCCUGCUCAAGUGAAUGGAGAGGAGUUAAACUUCAACAUUAUUGUAUGUGAAUGUAACGAGGACCAACUUUUAAACAUCGAGAAUCUGAAACGUAAUGAGGCAAUUGAAAAGUUAGUAUGUUCCAAGAAUGGACCUCUAAAUGUGAAGGCACACCCAAUGCUAAUGCACGAGGAGGAGCAAGCAUUUUCUUCUUCUGCUUCAUAUUGUGAUUUUGUUACUAAUCUUCACUCCUACAGUUUAUCUUAUGGAGUUUAUAAGCAUCUUAACCAAAAACUUUUGGUUGAUAGAGAAAAUAUUGUAUCUGCUGUUGAAUCUUGUUACGAAUAUAGGGAGGAAAUUGACUUGUCUGAAUUCUUUGAAGCAAUACUAUUGGCAAGAAGUUACUUCUUCGAGAAGGGAGAAAAUGGAAUAAGUCCAUGCGAAUCAAUGGCAGCCUCCUUCAAGGCUAUAAUUGAAAAGUACUUUGAUGAUAUCAGAGGAACUAAGUAUCAUUACUAUUUGAGAGAAAGUUCGAUACCAAAAACUAAGAAUCAGACAACCACUACUACUAAUCCAAAAAUUCUCAAGAAGAAGAAUAGUGCCAAGAGCUUUGACCAUUUAGAAGAAAUUGAGAAUGAAGAUUUUGACGCUGAAGCUUCUGAUGAUGAAAUUAGCAGUUUCCAUAGCGAAGAGGAUGAAAUUCACUCCAUCUCAACAAGUAUAUCUGCUGGAGCAAGAGCAGAUACUCAUCCUCACUCAGAUCAUGCUUCUGAUUCAUUAACAGAUAGUUCUGGCUCUUCACUGACUGAUACAUUCAACUCUGUAGAGUUGGAAAAUUCUACCAUCCCAGUGUUCAUGAGAAUGGAAUGUGUUUUAUCACCAAUUGAGAGGGAUCACGAUAGUUGGAAUGAACUUGAUAAUGACUCGGAGAAUAUAAGUUCCACUAUCAAAGUACCUAUUAAGAAACUGCCAAUUGACAAAAUUGCCAGUACAAUCAUGUCUAGCAAGGGUGAAUUUGCUCAAGUAUUAUCUGCAUUUUCAAAGGACGAAGAUAGUGAAGAUGAAGAAGAGGAACCUGAGAGUUUCACUCGUUCUAGUAUGGAUUUGGACUGGAUUAACUCUUUAAACUCUGUAAAGACUUCUCUCAGACUCUAUUGUAUUACUCUUCCACCUGAUAAACACUUUGCGGCUGUGAAUGGAUUCGAACCAGCCAAGAAGGACUUACUCAUGAUGUUCAGAAAUCAUGUAACUGAAAGUCAGUUUGCCUAUGCAAGAAGUGUAUUCGAUGUCGAAGAGGAUUCAUCAGCUGAUGUACCAACAGAUGAAGCAGCACCUUACCUCGACAAGGGAUACCUGCCAAGACACAUUCGAAGAAUAAUGUCUAGAACUAAUAAGCGUCUCCAAGCUCUUAUUUCCAAAGAAAUUUUGAAUGCUCUCCUUAAAACUCAUCCAAUCACUUCAUAUUCAAUCAAGAAGGUUUUUGAUAAUAUAGAGAAGUUGCCAACCACCUGUUACCAAAAACACUCAAUCCCUCUCUUUUUCAUCGACCCUGUUGAAGGAUUGAAAUUAUUCCACCAAGAAAUGGCCAAAUGUAAGAACUUGGUCUUUAAGAAUAUUGAAAAUCACUACAUUCUUUACUUUAGAAAGAGAAAUUGUUGUUCCAAGCAUACAAUAUUUGAGGAUUUUGAUAAAGCUUGUGAGCAAGAUGCAACCUCUGAUAAUAACAAGUACAAUCUCUACAAGAAGGAAUUGGAUGAUUUGGAAAUGGUUAUUUUUGAUAACGAUAUUGAAAUGGAAAGAUCUUGUCUGGAAUUACCCUUCUGGAUUAUAUUAAGGGUGGAAAACAAAAAAUCCAUGUCAAUGCUGUUUUAUUCACCUACUGCAUUAUCCACUAAACAUGCCAAUGAUGUGGUUAGUGUUGUUUUCAAGGCAAUCAGUGUUAUUUGUAAGAGAGUGAAUACUCUGUUACUUCUUUCCAAUUUACAUGAUACCAGACUUUGUAGCUCCCUCCUAUUACCCUUCAGAAAGGAAAAGGAUAAGAAGGCUCUUCAAAAUGAAAUCAAUACUCUAGACAAGAAACUUAUCAGAAAGGACAAUGAAAAACCAAAUCCAGAAAAAUUCAAGGAAGGAGACUUUGCUUGUAGAAAGACAUAUGAAAUUUCUUUCCCUCUUCAUAGUCGUUUGACUACUGCUAUGGCUAUUAAUCACUUGAAUCAAGCAGUUUUUAAUCCGUUCAUUGUUGCUAACAGAAGUGAAAUGUUUGUCUACAAGGAAAGAAGUGGUAGAGUUUUCUAUUUGCAACUAGUUGAUGGUAACAAGCAGGUAGAUGUAUUGUCACCAACCACUGAAAAGUCUCCUGAAAUACCAGAACAACCUGAACAAUCCGACCAAGAAUUCAAGACGAAAUUGAAAGAUUACUCACUUUCCUUGUCAAGUAUGGGUCAAUAUUUGUAUGCUGAAUUGGAUUUGAAGAAUAAGACAUCCUCCAUAGUUUUGGAAGUCUAUGGUGUCUAUUCUCCAAGUGCGGAAAUUACUGCACAAUUGAGAAAUCUUAUUGAAGGAAAAUUAUCUGCUCUCACUAUGAAUAUUAUUUCCAAUUUAUUAUUGAGAAACAGACAAUUCAAAGUUACAGUUGAAGAUUUGGAGUUUAUUAGACCAUUACUACAAAAACCACAAAAAAGUGUGUUAAUCAAUAUUCCAAAGUUUAUUAACAACAAGCUCUUGUUCAUGCUAUUCCUCAGGAAUAACAUGUUGACCUUUAUGAAUCAACUCUAUUUAUCUAGUAGUGAUGACUCUACUGAUAGUAACAAUCCUCAGGCCUACAUGUCAUUUACCGAGGACGAGGAUGAUGAUAUGGUAUUUAAAGCUUGGGACUUUUCCUUCUUGUUCAACUCUGUCACACAGAAUACCUUCUCAAGAGCCAUGACCUCAACAGUGAAUUGCAGAGGUAUAGCUUGUGUACAAUUAACAUUACUGAAUCAAAAUGGAGAGAUGGUUACAGUUUUCCCACCUAUGAAGGAGUCAUAUGUUUGCGAUUUGACAGGUGUCUCUCAGCUUGGAAACUUGCAAGAAGAACCUGCAAACAUUCCUUACACAGAUUUUGGUGCUCCCAUUUUAAAGAAGGAAGGCAGUAACUCUGACUCUGAAGAUGAGGAUGACGAGGUAGGGACAACAACAGAAGUAUCUUCCAAGUCAUUGUCAAGUGAGAAUGGAAAGAUACUGUUCGAGUUUUGGAAGAAGGGAGAAGUUGAUAUUCCUUCCCUUUUAGAAAAGAUUGUUCAAACUGUUAACCAAUCUGUUAUUGAUUAUAUUGUGGAAUGUGGACUAUUUACAAACCCUUUGAGUUUGGAAGGAUUCAACAGAUACUUUUUAGCUAGAUUACAAACUCAAGCCAUCAAAGCCUCCAGAAUUGAUUCUCCAACACUAACUGAACACAGAGCAUCUAUUUUCUUACCAUUAUGGGAAAUGGGACGUUUUAUUGGAGAUCUCUACAACUUACUCUCUGUAUACAGCUUUAAAUUUAGACCAGUUACAUUUGUCAGCACAGACGGAAGGCAAAACUUUGUCAAAUACUCUAGAAGUGAAGAUUUCACAGAAAAGUACCACUUGAUUGAUUCUAACAAUGUUUGUUUUGCCAUGAUAGCCGGUAAUAUACUUGUGCAAAAUAAUGAUAGAGUUAUUAAUAUUGGUGAAAAUAUCAAGAUUGGUGAUAUAAUAUCAUUGGAAGGAUUUAACUAUAGAAAUUCAUUCAAAUAUAAUAGAAAAUGUUGUAUUGUCAUUAUCCUCACAAGUGCUGAGCUCCAAGUAAUAGCUUACAACUGGAAGUCUCCUCAGUUUGAAAAAUUCAAAUAUCACUUGCAUCAAACUGUCUCAUGGUUGAGAUGUAGAGCUCACUUAUUGAAUAGCAUUCUCCAUCAAAAACUUGGUUUAUUCUAUCACUCACACUCUAGUAACUUGGUUUCAAUUCCAUCAAAUCCUUUAAAUCCAAGUCAAAGUGGAAAGCCACAAAAGGAAGUUCAAUUCGCCUUCAACAAUAUUGACCUCUUGAUUUAUAACAAACAAAAUGCACCAGUAGAUCCUAAAACUACAACCACAAUCAGGAGAAGUACUACAACACCUUCCACUCCAUCCACCAUGAAUGCACCAAAACAAAUGCCUGAUGUUAGAGGACAAAUUUACAAUAGAUUCAAAACACCUCAAACCACAACACCAAUACAAGUAGCAACAGUUGAGGUAAAGAGUGAAGUUGCCAAACCUAUCAGAAAGGAAAAGAAGCCACAAUCCAGCAAGAAUCAAUUUGGUUCCUUGCUGAAAGGAAUUUAUGAUCUAGAUAAGAAUCCUGGCAGAUAUUUGAGUAGAAGAACCCCAGUAGAAUCAAAGAAAGAUCAGCUCUUAAUUCAUGGUCUCCACUUUAAGCACAUUGUCCACCAAAAUUACAAGAAGAAGGUGGAACAACAACAAGUUUCUAAAAUUUAUGGAUUUUGGAAUAACAAAUCCUACUCUACUAGUCUCAAAUCGAAAGAUUUCCAACUCAUUAAGAAUACUUCGAGAUUGAUUCACUUCUGUAGAGUACCUCUCUUGUUCAAUCCUUUAAGAAGAAUACUUUUCGAUCCAUCCUCAUUUGUAUCUUCAAGCUCUGCAGCAAUUAUUCAACAGAUGGAUCUUGGUAAUACCUCAUCCUUUGAAGAUACCCAAAAUAAUAAUUUACGUGAAAUUGGAUACCACAGAAAGGUAUUUGAAUCUUUCCUUAGCGAAUAUGUUGAGUAUGUCAAAUCUUUGGAUAUUUCUGAUGUGUUUUUGAAUCCAUCCGAGCAGAACGAUAUUCCUUCAACUCCUGGAGCAGAACCAAACCUUCAAAUUUCAAUCACAAGAGAAAAGCAACCAAAACAACCUACUCCAUUGGUUCAAGUCGUUGGUAACCAAAUUAUCAAACUUCAACCAACAACUAUUUAUUUCCAAAAACAAAUGGAUGAAGGUGUCUUGUUUUUGGAGCUUGGAUUGGACAGUAUUUAUGCCUACUUGAAUGUCUAUGUAUCCGAUACAGUGUCUCAAAAACCUUCAGGAUUGAUGCAUAAUCGUUCUUCUUCCAGAGGAGAAUUCUUGAAGAAAGUCAGUCAAUUCAAACACUCACUCCACAUGAAUUCAUUUUCUUAUGAUUUCCAUUUGAGAAACUUUUUGAAUUACCUCACUACAGACUAUUCUGGCUUUCCUCCUUCUCUCAGUUUUAUGUGCUUGUUGAAGGACUUUGCUCAAUUCUAUCCAAAGCCACCUCCUCACACCAGAAAUAUUCUCCACUCUCAUCAUAUCGUAUUUGAAAAUUCUAAGGACAUUGCCGAUAUUAUGAGAGAAAAGGCCAACAUAAAGGCUAGUGGAAAUUUGGAGAGAAGAGAAAUAUUGAAUGAUCCUUUCCAUUUCUUCUUUGAAUAUAUUUGCAAGAAUUCUGAAAGAUAUCGUGUCAAGUUCAACCAAAAGAGUAAGGAGUGCUUUAUUUUGGAUACCUAUAUUUCACAUGAUGAGGCAGACUACUCAUACUCUGUCAUUGUCACUAAGAGUAUUGAAAAUUCAACUUCUCACAUCUCUCCUUCAAGUCCAAUGUCUGAAGAAAUGUAUGAAAACUCUACAAUGAAUCUCACAAUGUACAUUGUCUUUGCAGAUGCUACCAAUAGACAUCCGUAUGAUUCUGAUGUUGAAGGUUCCAAAGAAAACAUGUACAAGAUUGUCACUCAAAUGGCUCAACAAUAUGAGAGAAAACUUCUCAACCUUCUCCACAGCGUUAAGGAUUCAUUCAAGCUUGAUAUUUUGUGGGAAAUGGCUCUCAAUUUCAAGAUUAGUGAAAAUCUCUUCAAUGACUUGGACGCCCUUUGGAUCAAGACACCUAUUACCGAUUAUGAUUUUACAUUGUCCAUAUUUGAGGCCAACUAUAUACCUUGGAAUGAUGUCAUCUCAGAGUUGUGGAAUAUUUAUGGAGGAGAAAGGGCUGGGAGUAUUUUCAAAAAGGAUGGCACUGCUCAACACUUGAUUAUCACUCCAGACAGUAGUGCAACAGGCCAAAAUUACUUACUUCACAUUAACUAUUCAAUCCUCUCCAACACUAUCUCUUGUUAUUUGUGUAAGAAGAGAUUGUUACAAGAGCCAGAAUUACUACUAGAAUUACAACAACGAUCCAGCUCACCAAAGAUUGAGGGUGUCACUAUUCAAGAUCCAAGAAUACCAAAUGAUCAAGAACAAGAUUUUAUUGGAACAUUUGUGAAUCGCGUUUGCUAUGUAUUGUAUAGACUUUCCUUCUAAGAAAUAAUCAAAAGUAAUAGACGUUCUCUGUUAUCCUUGAUGUUUCACCAUUUCCAAACCGUAUCUUAUCACAAGCAAAGUGAGUGAAUAAAAAGGCUAUGAUUACUGUGGCGCCAAGUUUCACUGUAAAUCCAUCCGUUGCA
Molecule: messenger RNA, 10088 nt
Organism: Naegleria gruberi
Lineage: Eukaryota; Heterolobosea; Eutetramitea; Acrasida; Naegleriidae
Exons: 1
Coding region: 1-9945 (3314 amino acids)
Cellular component (GO): peroxisome
Source: RefSeq, a predicted model, not a curated record